UGUAGGAAGGAGGAGCUGAGGGCCGCCGCCGUCCGUUGCCGCCAUUGGGAGGAAAUCGAGCAAAGCAAAGGAGAAGAAACAGAAGCGGUUGGAGGAGCGAGCUGCCAUGGAUGCUGUCUGUGCCAAAGUGGAUGCCGCCAACAGGCUCGGAGACCCUUUAGAGGCUUUCCCAGUGUUCAAGAAAUAUGAUCGGAAUGGCUUAAACGUCUCCAUUGAGUGUAAGCGGGUGUCAGGCCUGGAGCCAGCCACCGUGGACUGGGCCUUCGACCUGACCAAGACCAACAUGCAGACCAUGUAUGAGCAGAGUGAGUGGGGCUGGAAGGACCGAGAGAAACGGGAGGAGAUGACGGAUGACCGUGCCUGGUAUCUCAUCGCUUGGGAAAACAGUUCGGUCCCUGUUGCCUUUUCUCACUUCCGGUUCGAUGUGGAGUGCGGGGAUGAAGUCCUGUACUGCUACGAAGUGCAGUUGGAGAGCAAGGUGCGGCGGAAAGGCCUGGGGAAGUUCCUCAUCCAGAUCCUGCAGCUUAUGGCCAACAGCACCCAGAUGAAGAAAGUUAUGUUAACGGUAUUUAAGCACAAUCAUGGCGCCUACCAGUUCUUCCGAGAAGCGCUACAAUUUGAAAUCGACGACUCUUCCCCGAGCAUGUCCGGCUGCUGUGGGGAGGACUGCUCCUAUGAGAUCCUGAGCCGGAGGACCAAGUUUGGGGACAGCCAGCACUCCCACACGGGCGGGCACUGUGGUGGCUGCUGCCACUGAACACCCAAGCUAGAACGCUCUCUCCAAGGCCUGUUCUCUCCCUAGUCUCACGCCACUUGCCAGGUGCCCUCAGAGCUGUGGCCUCCUCAGCCCUGUGCGUGCCAGGCUGUACCCUGAGAACACAGAACCCUGGAAGGAGUGGUCCACGCUGCCCCCUGCUGUCUCCUAGGAGAGCAGAGUGCCAGGAGGGAGCCGAGAGGAGAGGAUGCUGCAGGAAGAGCUGGCGGAGGCCUGGGCACGAGGUGCAUCCUCCCACAGUGGCUGCCUUCUCACUCGGCUCUUACGCCCUCGAGUUAGGGUUCCCCAACUUCCCUACGCUGGAUAACUGACAACCACCCCACACACAAUUGGACAAAUGGAGUAUUUAUACCCACCUCUAUGAAAGUCCUGGAGCCCUCCGUCAGGGUCUGGCUAGUUCCCAAAGAGAAAUGGACUCGGUGUAAGAUCUGGGCACAGAGAGGCUUCUGAGAGACUUGUCUUUUGUGGAUGGAGUGCUCUGAUGGAGACCUUGGGAAGGUCUUUGGUGCCACAACACAGGGAAGCAAGGGGGCUGUUUCUGGCUGUGCCUUUGUGGAUCCCCAGUUAGCAUGGAGUUGUCCAGGGGACCAGCUGACUCUGGGGGGAGGGCUGCCCCUCUCUCUCGAGGACCAGGAACAGGUGUCGAAUGGGACCUGCCGUGGAGACUCUUGCUUCUCUGGGCUUCUGGACUUGGCUGCAUCCUGAGCUUAACCUCUUGAUCUCAUGACAGUGACUCGAGUUUUUCACUCGUGGAAAAAAGCCGGAGGCCCCGCCUGCUCUCCUCCAUCCCUUCUUACUGCUUUUCUCCCCCUGCGUCUCACCCCACACCAGAUACCCCUGUUCUUACUCUCGAGGGGUAACAUCAGGGAGCCCCUUGUCUUCCCCUAGAAAGGACCCCCAUUCCUGGCAUAUUUGAUGCCAUUCCCUCUCAAAUCUUGGUGCUGAUAGCUCUCUGAAGGUGGUGGAUCCCUCCCCACCGCCUCCCCCCGCCUUUGGAGAGCCCCCAGCCAGCAGCAGGCACCUCUGCCUGCACUCCCCAGCCUCGCCCCUCACUGCCUCAGUGAGGCACUAGUGCCAUUGCCCUGGCCGGCCGUGCAGCUGCAGCAGGAGCACCUCUCAGUGGCCGCGUCACCUGCAGCAGCGGCCAGGAGUGGCGAGAAGGCCUUCCUCUCCUCUCAUGGGAUAGAGAGGGUGCGGGGUCAGAGCUCAGACUCGCCCCAUCUCUAGACCUUGUUCCCCUUCCGGGAAAGAAAAUGACCAAAUCCUUGUCCAGGAAAAAGCACCUGACACCUCCCCUUGGACAACUUUGAGCUCUGCUUUAGGGAGUGUCUCAAAGGUCCUGCUUUUGUGAGGUUGCUCCUGAGGAAGUUUGUCAGUCCUUCGGACCUCAGAGUCUGCUCCUGCCCCACCCUCUGCCCUGACUCAGGCCGUCUGUGCUGGCGGUUGUCCCUGGAGCUGUUCUUGCUUCUCCCCCAGAUUCCUGUCCGGACAGGGCCUGUGCACACGGCCUCCUUCCCCAGCCCAGCCCUGCCCUGUGUUGGGGGCGUCUUGUUGCUCUUGACCUGCCAGCAGUGGACAUGGCACGCCCUUGGAGAGCGCCUUGCAGCUUUACACUGGAAUAAGCCCACCUUUGCCCCUGCCCUGCCAGCUCCUGGGGAUUUUACCCAAGGGGAAGAGUUAAUUGCUGGAAGGGCAUUGGAGGGCUCCUUCCAAGAACCAUGGGACAACAGAAGCAUAUUUAGGGAGAAUUUUUCCUCUGAUCCUUGCUGUCUCUCAAAGGGCACAGAAUGAUAAAUAUUUAUUGUCUUAGAUCAUGGAUUUCUGAUACCUCCCACUCAAGGGGACCAGAAGGGGCCCCAGUGUGAAUCCCACACAAGGUGAGUUCAGUGUGUGUUGCCUUUCCAUUGAACACCUGGCACUGAGCCUGUUGGUUGACGGUGCUUGUUGCCAGGUCCUGCUCAUCCAGCUGCCUCCCCCCACUUCCCAAGGGCUGCUGGGGGUCAGGGCUGGGUGGGGAGGCGCUGCCUGAGACCCGCAGGUCACCUUGUUUUUGAUGUUGAGCCCAUUCAGUUCUCGACCAUCAGUCUUUCUCCAUCUCUUCCCAAAGGUCUUGGUUUUGAGAAACCUAGCAGGCCUCUUGUACCACGCUUUUUUUGUUUAUUGUUUGGGGCAUGUUAAAAUGUUAAUUUUGGAAUUUUUUUUCAGUUGUAUCCACCCUAUUUCAGGUUAUUUUCGUUGAUGUCAGAUGUGUAUAUGACACACAUAUGGUUCUUUUUAACCUUGGUUUUGUUUUGUUUUGUUUUUUUAGAGGAUGUGUUGAAGAUAAACUCCUUGAUAUAUAUAUUUUUUUUCUUUAGCGAUCUGUUAUCACUGGAAUCAAAGGGAAAAAGUGAUCUCUUUUCGCAUUGGUUGUAUUUGUAUGUCACAAAUAAAAGACACUUUGCUCAGCUGC
Messenger RNA from Vicugna pacos (alpaca), 3227 nucleotides. RefSeq names its product N-alpha-acetyltransferase 40, NatD catalytic subunit (gene NAA40). Gene Ontology annotation, cellular component: nucleus. Lineage: Eukaryota; Metazoa; Chordata; Mammalia; Artiodactyla; Camelidae. Gene Ontology annotation, molecular function: histone H4 acetyltransferase activity; histone H2A acetyltransferase activity; protein N-terminal-serine acetyltransferase activity. The record is from RefSeq and is a predicted model, not a curated record.